Messenger RNA from Daldinia loculata, 1296 nucleotides. Its product is annotated as NAD(P)-binding protein. Gene Ontology annotation, biological process: import into nucleus. Gene Ontology annotation, cellular component: cytoplasm. NCBI's taxonomy places the organism in Eukaryota, Fungi, Ascomycota, Sordariomycetes, Xylariales, Hypoxylaceae. The record is from RefSeq and is a predicted model, not a curated record. The transcript is spliced from 2 exons. Bases 132 to 833 code for a protein of 233 amino acids.
UAACAGUGUAACAGUGUAACAGUGUAACAGUGUAACAGUGUAACAGUAAAGCCACUGGCGCACGUCUCUUCGCACCGCCUAAACGCCCCCAACACCAUUUACCACAAACCACUUCAAUCCUUUGAGCGAUCAUGACGUCGACAGCUGCAGUUAUCGGUAGCACAGGCCUUGUAGGCUCUCACAUACUGACCACUCUCCUCGGUCUCGAUGACUUCAAGUCGGUUUAUACCGUCUCUCGACGACACCCGAAAGCAGAGUCGCCUAAAUUAGUCGCCGUUGUUGAGGCCGACACUACCAAGUGGGCAACCAAUCUUUCGUCCAUUACGCCCCCGCCGUCUGUAGUUUUCUCCGCCUUGGGAACGACUAGAGCUCAAGCUGGUGGCAUUGCGAACCAGUGGAAAAUUGACCAUGAUCUUAACAUCGAACUCGCCAAAGCCGCGCACUCUGCUGGAGUCAAAACGUUCGUCUUCGUCUCGUCGGCCGGUACGCGCGGGUUCCUUGCCAGCUCCGCUCCCUACUCCAAGAUGAAAGUCGGCGUCGAGGACUCGAUCAAAUCUCUUGCCUUCGACCAAGCGAUCAUCCUACGACCGGGCCUGAUUCUCGGGCAGCGCGAAGUCGAGCACACGGGUGGGCCACUACUCAACACCAUUGUUCGCGGCUUAGGAAAGAUCACCCAAGGCGCGCAAGACUUCUUGGGUCAGGAUGCAGAGGUCAUCGGACGCGCUGCUGUUCGCGCUUCCGUACUGGCCGCCGAGGGCAAAGCGCCGAGCAAAUAUUGGGUUCUGGAGUCAUCUGAUAUCCUCAAGCUCGGACGAGACGAGUGGAAAGCUUAAGAGGGACGCAUAGGAUGGUUAUACCUUUUGUUUUGGGACAUGGAGUCUGGCGCAUGGGCGAUAUCUCAUAUCCGGGUGAUGGGAAGACUAGUUUGAAGAGACAGGAAGGAAAUCGGGAAAUAUUGCACUUAUCACGAAUCUUAUUACAACCAGGUACAUAUCUGCGGCUCUGCGUACUAAAUUAUUACAGCCAGUUUCUUGGUAAAAGAACAAUUCAAUACCCUUGGCUUGUCUUACUCCUGUCGUAUAAGCAUCUCAUUGGGUGGUAGUACGAUGACCGCGGGGACUUCGAUAUAGUCUCCACAGUAAGGUGGAAGAGCUCUCCUUUCUUGUCAUAGUGUCACUCGAGAAUAGAAAACAUAUGAGAUGCCAAGUUAUGAUUAACUCGAUUCAAUAUUUCGUACAUUUGUUUGAUCCGUCACAUACCUUAGGUACCUACAUAGCGGAUGAUCUUAUUCGAUCU